AUGUUUAAAAAAUCAGAUAAAAAGGGUAAAAAUAUAUCUGGUAAGCAUCCUUCUCUCCCUGUACCCGGAUCAUCAAAAGAUCCUGGUUUUACAGGUGCAAAUGAAAAUGAUCCAAAGGAACCACCAAAACGCUCUUGGAAACGUUGUUGCAAUUAUAUCUACGAUAGAGAAAAAAAUAUAUUUUGUGGCAGAACUUUUAAAAGUUGGUUUUAUAUUAUUAUAUACUCAGUUAUGUAUUUGAUGUUCUUGAGUACAUAUACGUUAAUAUUUCUCUAUGGUUCACUAGCAGUGAUAAAAUAUAUGGACGAUUUCGAAUCUAUUGAAAAGAUCGAACUUUUAACGUAUUCCAGCAACGGUGUAGGUCUGUCGGCCACACCAACUGCUUUAAAUGAACUACCUAUUAUCUGGUAUAGAAAUGAUCCUAAAGACUAUCAGAAAUACGUGAAUGCUUUGGAAACAUUACUUACGAAAAGAAGAAAAAGAGAAGUGAGCAAUUUUACUGAACUUGGGCCUUGCAGUUCAUCUCCAUUUGGGUAUGGAAGUGAUCCCUGUGUAAUUAUAAGAAUAAAUAAACAGCUUAAUUGGUCUGCAAAGCCUUUAAACCGGAAUAUGACAGAAAAUAUGAAUUUACCAUUACAAGUGCAAAAUUAUUUAAAAUUAAAAAAACAAAAACUUUGGUUACAUUGUGAUGGUUUCCAUUCUUAUGACAAAGAACAUAUUGGGAGCAUCAAGUAUUACCCGGACCCUCCAGGAUUUGAUCCCGAGAUAUUUCCUUUAAACAAAGAUGCUCAAUCACCCUUGAUAGCGGUUCAGAUUUCGAAUUUCACUUUAGGGUUGUCUUUAUUUAUCGAAUGCGCAGUUUUGAGGGAUGAAGAGGUUUUGGACCUCUUGCAAAAUAGAUAUGCUCUU
Molecule: messenger RNA, 909 nt
Organism: Brenthis ino (lesser marbled fritillary)
Lineage: Eukaryota; Metazoa; Arthropoda; Insecta; Lepidoptera; Nymphalidae
Source: the annotation of a GenBank genome assembly